Anopheles merus is the source of this 3708-nucleotide messenger RNA. RefSeq names its product ovochymase-2-like. Gene Ontology annotation, biological process: proteolysis. Gene Ontology annotation, molecular function: serine-type endopeptidase activity. The transcript has 4 exons. Bases 1 to 3558 code for a protein of 1185 amino acids. The record is from RefSeq and is a predicted model, not a curated record. Lineage: Eukaryota; Metazoa; Arthropoda; Insecta; Diptera; Culicidae.
AUGUCACGGGAGUUGCUAGGUCUGUUGAUACUGUUCAGUGUGUUGUUGCUGUACGUGACCGCUCAAUCGCUAGGUCCGAAUCGUGUACCGUGCGGCAAGCGAAGGGUCAAGACGAUCCAUCUCGUUCAUAAUGGAAUCGACGCAAAACCGGGUCACUGGCCGUGGCAUGCGGCAAUCUUUCACCGCAAGGGCGAUCAGUUGGAUUACGCGUGUGGAGGAUCCAUCAUUGACGAGAACACCAUUCUCACGGCGGCUCAUUGCGUUUUCCUCGACAGUGGGCUACUGCCCGUGAGCCGGAUUUCGGUCCACCUGGGUCGGGUUCAUCUGAAGGAGGUGAGCGAAUUUGUGCAGGAACACACGGUGAAGGAAUUGAUAGUGCAUCCCGGGUACAAUUCGAGUAGAUUCGUGAACGAUAUCGCACUGAUCAAGCUGACGGAGAGCAUCACGAUGAGCGAGUUCGUGCAGCCCGUUUGUCUGUGGACGAUGGAUAAAAACCAGGAGCUGAUUGUAGGCAAAACCGGUACCCUGGUGGGCUUUGGUCUGAACGAGCAGGAUGUCGUGUCGGAGCAGCUGAAGCAAGCGUCGAUGGGUGUGGUGGACGCGCAGACGUGCAUCAAGAGUGAUCGUUUGUCGUUCGCCAAUCAGCUUACGGCGGAGAUGUUCUGUGGCGGCGGCCAGUCGAACGUGAGUGCUUGUAAUGGGGACAGUGGUGGGGGUCUGUUCUUCAACGUGGAGGGCAAAUGGUUUGUGCGAGGCGUAGUAUCGUUCAUUCCGGUUCGCCAGCGGACAGGACUGUGCGAUCCAUCCAAGUACACGGCCUAUGCCGAUGUGGCCAAGUAUUUGGGGUGGAUCGAUCAGUACAUCGAUCGGCGCGUGCUCGUGUUCGAUACCGACGAGCUGGAGGUGGAUUACGAGGAGAAGCUUCCACUGUUCAAUCUGAACACUUGUGGCACGAAGAGCGAGACAGUUCUGGCCAACGGACAACCGGCUCCCCUGCCUUGGCUUGGGUUUGUCCUGACGAAGGAGGAAAUGGUCAAGUGUGUCGUUACACUCAUCAGCGAAUGGUACGUGGUGGGCACGGCAAGCUGUUUUGAAAAGAACGAGAAAGAUUUGCGAAUUUUGUUUGGUGGCUAUGAAGAUUUACUCGAGCAAAAGUGCUUCGAGCGUAAUGGCACAACGGUAUGCGCGUACCCAACGCAAUCUCGCUCCAUUGGAAGAGUAGUGGCCCAUCCCAGGUUUAGCAAAAACACGAUCAACGACAAUAUAGCGCUGAUCGAGCUGCAAAGUCCCGCCGACACGACGCAACCUCACGUGAAGCCCAUCUGUUUGCCGGUAACGCCAACGCUGUACACCAACCAAACGGAGAACUUUUCCGUCCUGGCAUUCAGGUUGACCACCGGGACAAUCGUUGAUCAGUCGGUGAGCCAUGUAGACCCCGAGUUUUGUAAAUCCGUACACAUCGUUGCUGGAUUUGCGAUCGAUAAUGAGGAGAAGAGCUUCUGUGUGUCAGUUCCCGAGGAGGAUGUUGCAAACUGCGACAGUCUGCUUGGGCAGGGUGCACCACUACAGGAGCAUGUGAGUAUGGUCGAUGCUGGCGAGCGUUACGUACUACGAGGAUUCGAUCUGCUCGGGCUAACCUGCGCCGGAGACAGCUCCAUACCGGUUUUGUACGUGAAUGUGUACUCCUACCUCGAUUGGAUGCUGUACAACAUGCGAUACAACGAAGCGGUAAACGAGGACGAGCAGGAACUGAUCGCGAAUGCAACGCUUGCGAAGUGGAAAGAGCGCCAGCAAGCUGAGGGAAGUGAAAAGCUAAAGCUCUUCAACAUGGAAUCCUGUGGCCAGAAUGUGGUGGAACCGAGGGGCACCGGUUCGAUCACACUCAUUCCGUGGAUCGGAACGCUGAAAACCGUGGAAAAUCCCGUCAAGCCAAAAACGGUGCCAGAUGGUUUGGUUGUUUUGAUCAACGAGCGAUACGCGCUGACGUCGGCAAACGUGUUUCGUCCCGAUGUACAAUGGCGAUCGAUUGUGCUAGGGUUCGAUCACUACAAUCCAGUUCUGGAGAUUGCAUGCACAUUUGGAGUGUGCGAUCGUCCGUACCAGGCGGUGGAGAUCAAGCAGAUCACCAUCCAUCCACAGUAUAAUGGCACAUCUAACAUCCACAACAUCGCACUGAUCGAGCUGGUGGAACCGGCCAACGUUACCAAGCGUUACAUCAGCCCGAUCUGUAUGCCACUGAUAGAGGAGUUUCGAAACAGUACGCCACUGGAACUGCUGGUGCCAUCGUACAUUUACCACGAGCAAAGCACCCAGCUGGAGCCACUGGAUCCGCUCAACUGUCAGGAACGGUUUGCGCAACAGAACGCCGCCAUUACCUUGAACAAUCGGUCACGUUGUGCCGUUGCGCUGGACAAGGAAGCAAAGGAGUCGGCGGCGUUAAAGGCAGGCGCUCCGCUACAAACGUUACUGCGGGUUGGGAGCGAGAAGCGCUAUUUUCUAAGCGGAAUGAACAGUUUUACGGAUCUCGUUAACUACCACAAUCCAGGCUAUCCGUAUCUGUUUACCGAUACCAAUGCGUACCUGUACUGGAUGCUGGAAAACAUGCAGCUUGAUAGCACUGUAUCCCCGGAUUCCUAUGCGGAGCAGGUGGAUCCUCCUCCGACUCGAAACACAUCCAGAAGAAGGCUGUUCAAUUUUAAAACUUGCGGGGCUUAUACCAAGGGAUCCAGCGCGAACGCAACGUACGAGACGGAGCCAUGGCAUGGAUUCGUGCACGAAUGGAUUGAGGCGUAUAAUUCGACCCUUUUUACCAGAUGUACCGUUGUGCUGGUGAGUGAAUGGUACGCGAUUGGUGUUGCGAGCUGCCUGAAACAAGAUGCCAAGCUUUGGGUGCAGUUCGGUGGCUACGUUGAGUCAGAUUCAGGCGAUAAUUGUUGGGACGCGGAUGGCACGACGCUAUGCCGGCCUAAGACGCACCGGAUUGCAGUGGAGAGGAUCAUCGUUCAUCCACAAUACAACAGAACCGGAUACACGGACGACAUAGCGCUGGUUCAGCUAGCAACUCCAGCAGACGUAUCGCAACCUCACGUGCAACCGAUCUGCCUGCCGAUUCUUGAUGAAGUUCGCAGUUACGCUGUGUCCAGCAUGGCGACGGUCACUUUUGGCUUAGCGCAUGGUUCGUUCAUCACGAGCAAGGUGGAUCGCACCCGGUUUGUCCCGCCUGCCGAAUGUCAACGGCGCUGGAAUGGAAUGGCGUUGAGUAUACAGAUCGAACGCACGAAACAAUGCAACCUGAUGGUGCGAGAUCCACAAAGCGAAUGCUACCCUGUUAUGCCGGGCUUUCCGUUACACACAACACAGCAAUUGCUCGGAGGGCAGCGUCACUUUUUACGAGGAUUACUCGCUUUGCGACCAGAGCUGUGUAGCAGUUACUAUCCAGCAAUCUAUACCGAUGUGGAUGAGUAUCUGGACUGGAUACUGGAUAGCAUGGAUGAGCGGCUCGGGACCUCCAGACAGCCUUAUAACUUGACAGAACACUUAAUUUUCAUUCAAAAGUAGCAGAGAGGUACUUUAAAAUUAUAAUUUAAGCCUCAAAUUCGGUGGCAUUUCAAGUCGUCUGACAAAGUUCUACGUUGCAACGUUCAGAAAGAUCGAGGAAUAAACUGCACGAUAAAACAAAACAAGGCACAAGUUGGUGCUAAUCAACAU